Molecule: messenger RNA, 3313 nt
Organism: Capra hircus (goat)
Lineage: Eukaryota; Metazoa; Chordata; Mammalia; Artiodactyla; Bovidae
Gene: ZNF391
Product: zinc finger protein 391
Exons: 3
Coding region: 532-1605 (357 amino acids)
Biological process (GO): negative regulation of transcription by RNA polymerase II; regulation of immune system process; regulation of cytokine production
Source: RefSeq, a predicted model, not a curated record
UCGACUCAAGGGUUUCUCAUUAAUCCUUCCGGCUUCCUCUAGCUCCGCGCACUCAGGUUCCGUCCAAGCCAGGGUCCGGGACAGGGUGUGUCCCGGCGCUCGGCCAGAGACGGCCGGUGAGUAGGGCACGCAGGGUCCUGGGUCCUGGACGGGUGGGCCUGGAGAUUCUGUGCAGUGGUCGUGCCGAAACAGGUCUCGCGGGGAAUACCAGCGAGUGGCCUGGGGGUGGCCUAUCCGCAGAUCCGGCCGAGAGGUGCCUCCGCUGUUGGGACUCGGCACGGUAUCUCGCCUCCCGGGUCGGCACAGCCUAGUUCUUCGGCUGCAUUGACAGAUGUUUUCCGGCAGAAUCCCAGCAUAUGAACUGGACAUGAUCACCCAGUUGGAGGAAGAACAACUAUACAUACUGGAUCUUCAGGGAACUGAAGAGGGGACUGACCAAAAAUAUCUGUUAGAUAGGGAAGAUUUUAACUGAACCGAAGCAUCACCACCAAUCAGGCUGUUUUGGAAGAACUAGAGUUUUCUGGGUCAGCAAUGGAAAGUCUUCGAGGGAAUACCGCCCAGCAUCCUAUGGAUGAAGAAGCCUGUAAAAGUGAGGGCCAAUUAUCAAGGCAGACAAAAUGUCCUGUACAGAAGAAAUCUUUUGAGAAAAGGGCAAUCAGAAAAGUGUCAGUGUCUCUCAAGGAGAUUUUCGCUAAGGAGAGAGGCCCUGAAUCCAGUAAAUUUAAUCUAAGCUCAAAAUUUAAUACACGGCAGAGAAUUCCAAAGGGAGCUAGGUCCCCCAAAUCUAGGAAAAACUCCAAAGAUAAUUCAGACUUAAUUAAACACCAAAAACUCUUUCUGCAAAGGAAGCCUUGUAAAUGCAAUGAAUGUGGUAAAGCCUUUAGUUAUGAAUCAGACCUCAUUGUCCACAGGAGAAUUCAUGGCAGAGAAAAGCCUUUUGAAUGCAAUGAAUGUGGGAAAACUUUUAGCCGAAGUACACACCUUAUUGAACAUCAAAGAACUCACACUGGAGAGAAACCUUUCGAAUGCCCUGAAUGUGGAAAAGCUUUUAGCCGGAGUACACACCUUAGUCUACAUCAGAGGAUCCAUACUGGAGAAAAACCAUAUGAAUGUAGUGAAUGUGGAAAAGCCUUUAGCCGAAGCACUAACCUUAGUCAACAUCAGCGAACUCAUACUCAAGAAAAACCUUACAAGUGUAAUGAAUGUGGGAAAGCCUUCAGUGACCGUUCAACUAUAAUUCAGCAUCAACGAAUACACACUGGAGAGAAUCCCUAUGAAUGCAGUGAAUGCGGAAAAGCUUACAGUUGGAUCUCAUCUCUUAUUGAACAUCAGAGAACACACACUGGAGAGAACCCCUAUGAAUGCAAUGACUGUGGAAAAGUAUUCAGUCGAAGCUCAUCCCUUGCUGAACAUCAGAGAAUCCACACUGGAGAAAAGCCUCAUGAGUGUAGAGUGUGUGGCAAGGGCUUUAGUCGGAACUCCUCCCUUAUUAUUCACCGGAGAAUUCAUACCGGAGAGAAGCCUUUCAAGUGUAAUAGCUGUGAGAAAGCCUUCAGUCAGAGUUCAACUCUUAUUAGACAUCAGCAACUUCACACUAAAAAGUAAUAUCUGAGCUUUCAUUAAUCUUGGCAUAAGAGCACAUAGCAUAACCUCCUAUAUAGCUGAAGAGAAACAUAUACUUGUUUGAAUUUUCCUUUCCCACUAGCUAUAAGCCAGUUUCAAGCUAGCCUUCCUUCCUUUACGGAAACUAAGUGGUCAGGUGAGUGAUCAUUUCAACAAGGCGGGGAUGAACUUUAAAAACCUUAAGAUAUUCAAUCUAAUAUUUUUUAGGGCUCCAGUCUUAGAAUAUACCUUACUACCUUACACCUUUUAGUCCUUCACCUUUAUCUCUUCCAUGGAGCUUUGGUCCCUGAACAACCAGUGAACCCUUUUCUUUCCCAACCACAUCAGCCCCUUUACUUGAGGAAAUCCUGUGUGUGGAUGUUUUUAGGCUUGCUGGCUCUAGUAGCACAAGAGAAACUGGCUUCAGAACAAAAAUCUACCCAUUAGUUUGGGGAUGACAAUAAUAAGGCAAAUUCAGUCUCUGGACUUAAAGGACAGUUUUUCUAUUCCUUCCUCCCUUACCUUUUUGGCUACACCAUAUUUCCCUCAAAGUAUAACCCAUAUUUCUACUAAUAUGCCUAAUUAAUCCUAGUAUUAUUUUAUCUUAUCCUGACCAAAAAUGUCCUAAAAAUCUUAUAUUUAGUUCCUACAUUAUCUUUUUAAAAAAAAAACAACUGCUGCCCUAUAUUAAAAACAUCUUUUGUUUACAGACUUCAUGUAAUGUAUACCCUCUGGUUCUGACUCUCACCGAUCAUGUAAAGCUGAUCUAUCAAGAACAAACACAGCACCUGCCUCUCAGUCCUUUUCCUACUUUACAUUUGCAGAAUUGGCACUUUUGGCUACUCUUAUGCCUUAAAAUUUGAGCCUCUGGGAUCCAUGAUUCUGUGCUGAUCCACGAAUUUUUCUACCUCCGAGCACUUCUCUGAUUAACAGUGAUUAGCUCUGUGACUUUGGGGCAAGAGUUGAACCAGAAUAAUUUCAUUUUAUUGGCUUAUAGUACUUAUGAUUAUUCAAUUAGAUUGUAAGCUUCUUAAAGAUGAAAAUCUUAUUUUAGAUCCCUACAAAACACCCCACAGUGCUGACUGGUCACUAAAUGCCCCAUAAUUAUUGCUUACCGAUUCCUCUCUAUCAUGGGUAAUCAGCCUGCUAGGGUUUAUUUGAAAUGGCCUAAUAGUUGAUUUCUUUCUCUGUGUUCCUACUGCUGCUGCUAACUCCUUGGUAAUUUGGACCUAGAUACCAGAGUGAACACACCGUUGCUGCUCUUAUCUCUGUGUCUUUAUCUAGCUGUCUUACUAAACUAUCACUUAGCUCAAAAAGAAUCUAGUUUCCCAUUGUCCCCAGGAAAAGGUUCAAACUGCUUUAACUCGAAGACUUUCCACAGUUGGAUCUAUUUAUUUAUUUUCCAUUACUCCCCAGUACAGCUGGGCAGCCCUACCCUUUGUCUCUGCCACAGCCUUUCUCUUCACACUUGGCUUCCUUUCGGAUUAUUCCAUGGCAUUCUUUUACAUGUCCUACUUUCUUCCUUGUAUUAACAUCUCUAGAAAUCUUUUAUAAAAGCCCUGCUCACAUCCUGCCUUCACUGUGAUACUUUCAAUUGCCCACCUUCUUAGAAGUCUUUUACAGUGAUGGUUUGCAUCGUUCUGCUGUAUUACACUGGAGAAGGCAGUGGCACCCCACUCCAGUACUCUUGCCUGGAAAACCCCAUGGAUGG